Messenger RNA from Melitaea cinxia (Glanville fritillary), 1247 nucleotides. Its product is annotated as speckle-type POZ protein-like. The record is from RefSeq and is a predicted model, not a curated record. The transcript has a single exon. NCBI's taxonomy places the organism in Eukaryota, Metazoa, Arthropoda, Insecta, Lepidoptera, Nymphalidae. Gene Ontology annotation, biological process: regulation of proteolysis; proteasome-mediated ubiquitin-dependent protein catabolic process. The coding region runs from base 70 to 1116 and encodes 348 amino acids. Gene Ontology annotation, molecular function: ubiquitin protein ligase binding. Gene Ontology annotation, cellular component: cytoplasm.
UUUGGUUUGUUGUGUUUUAUAAUGAUAAAUUGAUAACAGAAAUUAGAAGAUAAAAAGUUAAAAGAAACAAUGAUGCAUCAGAUGCGUGAAAUUGUGCCUAAUAUAAAUUUUACGUCGCGUACCGAGGGCCAAACGAAGAUUAAUACAAUAAUAUGGACAGUACCACGUUUUCUUAUUUUACUUGAAAAUAAAACCACUAGAGAGUUACGAACAGAUAAUAUCAAAGAAACACUCUUCGACUCGGUUUGUUCCCGGUUUCAUUUGAAGAUGCAGUUUUUGGGUCGUGAUAAUGAUAUUAUUGAAGUUUAUUACCUGUCCCCUGACCCGGUGUUUUUAAAAUCCAUACUAACUAUAUGUUUAAAACGAUUUGAAGAACGAUCUAUAGUUAUAAAGGAGUUUCACACGGUCCAGGCUAACAAAUGGCAAUACUUAGCUACAAUGUUCAAAAGAGAUAUAACCGGUUACGAUGGACACGACAUAUUCCUUCUGAACGACGGCAGCUUGCGAUUGAAAUUUCAAUUCAUAGUAUCAAAUGACAUUAAAGUAGAACAUACCAAUGUCCCCGAAGCUCAACUGAGUAAUGACUUUGAGAGUCUACUAAAUAAUGGUCUAUUCUCUGAUGUCACUAUGAAAUCCAUUGAGGGUACAGAAUUUAAAGUACACAAGGCAGUGCUGGCCAGUAGGAGUGUUGUUUUGAAAGCUCACUUUGAACAUAAUACGACAGAAUGCCAUACAAAUAUUGUAGAAUCACCGCUCGAGGAAGAUGUACUUAAAGAAGUUUUAACAUUUAUAUAUAGCGACAAAGCUCCAAGUGUAGAUGACACACCGGAGAAGUUACUGGCUGCUGCAGAUUAUUAUCAACUCAGUAGACUUAAAAGCCUCUGUGAGGAAGCUUUGCACAAAAAACUUACUGUUGAGAAUGCAAUAGAAACUUUGCAAUUAGCAGAUAUACAUUCCGCUAAAAUAUUGAAAAAAUUGACGUUGGAGUUCAUAAAGGAUGGGCAAGCCAAGCUCAUUACAAAGACUGAGGGUUGGUCGAAAGUUAAAUCUGUCGAUUUAAUUAAAACUAUAUACGAGUAUAUUAUGAAUGAUGAUGUUGACACAGAUAUUAAAUAAUUACAUCUCCCAGUCUCCUUGUAUGCUCAGCAUAUUCUAUUUAAUGAUAGCUUAAAUCAUUACUUUUCUCAAAAUAUAAUAUCUGUAUUGUUAUUUCUAUUGUAGUUAAUUAAAAGUUUCAUCAAAGCGAA